AUGAGAUGGGUUGUGCUGACGUCGCUGCUCGUCGCAGUCGCUGGAAUCGCGACGCGAACCGUCGACUGGUGCGAAUACUGGAGAUUCCUCGGUCGCGACCACAUGCGUCCGGAGUGCAACGGGAUGCUGCGACUACGGCUCUCGCGACGAAGAGGUAAAUCAACUUUCAUAUUUUGAGAGGUGAAGAAAAAAAAAAGCGAAUCGAUUUAAACAAUAAACAAAAUCGUAUCCGAGUGGAGCACUUUUCAACUCGAAAUUUUUUCCCGCAGUCUUUAGUUAGCCUCAUCAGUUGAAAAUACACUAACAAAUCUGAGAGGACACACAGAAUAUCGAUAGGCCAGGUUGAGUUUCGCUUCACUACUUUGUGAAUAUCUGGGUGAAAAGUAUUUCUACUACUUUUUUUCUUAAAUCGUUGUAAUAUAUCGAUAGGCUAUAUCGACGAUAACACUUUGAAAACGUUUACUUAUUUCGAAAAGAGUAGAACUCAAAAUACUAAUAUUCUGAAAAUGUCCUUUUUUAUCCUCUUUUAUUGUUUCAGCGUACGAAUCCAUACAACGACCGGUUCCCAUUAUCCCAUAUAAGAGCAUCGUCGAAGUGAGGCCUUUCUCACAGUCGACGAUUUUCGGCAAGUCUAUUUUGUCAAUUUACCUUGCCCAGUUUCAAUUAAGCUACUGAUAAAGAGCAAAAAUCUCAGGCUCCUGUGGCGCAGAGCAUUCGAAUUGUCGCGACUCUGGACUCUGUGUCGGCGGACAUCUUUGCGUCGAUCGCUCCGGCUAUUGCUGCGCUAGAAAAAUGUUCGUAGAUUUGAAGAUGUAUUUUUGGAAUAAUCUUUCAGGAAAUUUGCCAGUGCAACUUUUUUUUUUCUUAAAAAUUUUCAAGUUUUUUGUAAUCUUGAAAAAAGUCCAAACCAAACUGCAGAAGACAGAACUCGUGUCCGACGACAACUGUGCUGACGACGACUUGCGCGGCUCGGACUCCGAUCAGCUGGUGCUCGACGGACCUCGACUGCUCGCCAGCCUUCGGCGUCACGCACAGGAAGGCCUCAGCCUUCGUCUCCAACUCCUACCUCGCCCAGCUGUCUCUUUCAAAAUGCUGUCCCACUUCCUGCGGAUACAACGUUUGCGUAUGA
This is a messenger RNA of Caenorhabditis auriculariae, 1129 nucleotides long. The record is from the annotation of a GenBank genome assembly. NCBI's taxonomy places the organism in Eukaryota, Metazoa, Nematoda, Chromadorea, Rhabditida, Rhabditidae.